Messenger RNA from Sus scrofa (pig), 5157 nucleotides. RefSeq names its product aldehyde oxidase 2 (gene AOX2). NCBI's taxonomy places the organism in Eukaryota, Metazoa, Chordata, Mammalia, Artiodactyla, Suidae. Gene Ontology annotation, molecular function: FAD binding; iron ion binding; oxidoreductase activity. The record is from RefSeq and is a predicted model, not a curated record.
UGCCGAGGGUACAGCCCUAAAAAGACAAAAAGACAAAAAAAAGAAAAAGAAAAGAAGGAUGGGGGUUUUCUCUGAGGGCUCACUCACUUGGUAUCAAAUGCAGUACAAAUUACUGGGCAAAACUAGCAAUACAUUAAACUGCUAAAUGGAAAUUUCUCUUCCAGUUAGAUGAUUAACCCAGAAGAACAUCUAUAAUGAAAUAGGAUUUUUUCCCAAGGGUUUUUACUUCUGUUAUCCAGCAAGAUGCUUAUGACAAGCCUGUGAAGAUAGGGUAGGUAUUGCUUUUCCCUCGCUGCAAGUGCAGCGGCUAGUUGGCUGCGACCUUCCAGCGUCACAGCUGGUAAGAUACCGAGGGGCCCCGACCCAGGCCUGGAGGCAGGGGAAUGACUUCUCAGACUUGCACGUCACCCCCCAAAGGAGAUCUUUUCUCACCUGCAACACCUCAGGGAGGGAGGCAGCUCUACUGGAGGGGACGUGUCUACCUGGGAGUCUUUUCCUUGACAGCCCCCCUCCCAGUACGCCUCACAGGAACCAAGUAUGCCUGCGGAAGAGGAGGCUGUGGUGCCUGCACCGUGAUGGUGUCGAAGCGAGACCCCGUGUCCCAGAAGAUAAGACACUUCUCUGUCACCGCAUGCCUGGUGCCCAUCUGCUCUCUGUAUGGAGCUGCUGUCACCACUGUGGAAGGAGUUGGAAGCAUCAAAACCAGGCUUCACCCCGUGCAGGAGAGACUUGCCAAGAGCCACGGCACCCAGUGCGGCUUCUGCACCCCCGGGAUGGUGAUGUCCAUGUACGCGCUGCUCAGGAACCACCCGCAGCCCUCAGAGGAGCAGCUCCUGGCAGCCCUGGGGGGUAACCUCUGCCGCUGCACUGGGUAUCGGCCAAUUCUCGAGAGUGGAAAGACCUUUUGCUCGGAGUCAAAUGGCUGUCAACAGAAAGGAACAGGAAAAUGCUGCCUGGAUCAGGGAGAAAAUGAUUCUGCCUCGCUCGACAGAAAAAGUGACAUUUGCACAGAGUUAUUUGCGAAUGAGGAGUUCCAGCCCUUGGACCCCACCCAGGAGCUCAUAUUUCCCCCAGAACUCUUGAGAAUGGCAGAGAACCCAGAAAAACGAACUCUGACCUUUCGUGGAGAGAGGGUCACCUGGAUCUCCCCUGGGACCCUCAAGGACCUCCUGGAGCUGAAAGUGAAAUAUCGGGACGCUCCUCUCAUCAUGGGCAACACCUCACUCGGACCUGCAAUGAAAUCCCAAGGACGUUUUCACCCAAUUCUACUCUCUCCUGCUAGGAUUUCUGAGCUGAGUGUGGUGUCUAAAACAAGUGAUGGACUGACAAUAGGUGCUGGCUGCAGCCUGUCCCAGGUGAAUGAUAUCUUGGCUGAGAGCAUAUCUGAGCUCCCGGAGGAGAAGACCCAGACGUACCGAGCCCUCCUGAAGCACCUGAAGAGUCUGGCGGGCCAGCAGAUCCGGAACAUGGCCUCCUUAGGAGGACAUAUUAUAAGCCGGCAUUGCUAUUCGGAUCUGAAUCCCAUUCUGACUGUGGGCAACACUACCCUCAAUCUGAUAUCAGAAAAAGGCACACGGCAGAUUCCUCUAGGCGAACAUUUUCUUGCUGGCUUGGCAAGUGCAGAUCUGAAGCCAGGGGAAAUUUUGGAGUCUGUGUAUAUCCCUCACUCUCGGAAGUGGGAAUUUGUGUCAGCCUUCCGACAGGCUGAGUGCCAGCAAAAUGCCUUGGCCGAUGUGAACGCUGGCAUGCGAGUCCUCUUCAGAGACGGCACGGACACCGUCGAGGACCUGAGCAUCGCCUACGGAGGGGUCGGGGCUGCCACCGUCAGUGCACAAAAGUCCUGCCAGCAGCUUCUAGGGAGGCGCUGGGAUGAGCUGCUGCUGGAUGAGGCUUGCAGGCUGCUGCUGGACGAAGUCUCCCUCCCAGGCUGGGCUCCAGGCGGGAGAGUAGAAUUCCGGAGGACUCUGGUGGUCAGUUUCUUCUUCAAGUUCUACCUGGAAGUUCUGCAGGAACUGAAGAAGGGAGUAGAGCAGUUCCCUGUGCCUGGCACCUGCCGUUCUCCUGAAAUUUCAGACGGAUUCCUAAAUGCUCUAGAAGACUUCCCGGUCACCAUACCCCAGGGAGUCCAAAGGUACCAGAGUGUGGAUUCUCACCAGCCCCUCCAAGAUCCAGUCGGACGCCCCAUCAUGCACCUCUCAGGUCUUAAACAUGCCACAGGUGAAGCCAUAUUUUGUGAUGACAUUCCCAUGGUGGAUAAAGAACUUUGCAUGGCUUUGGUGACCAGUACCAGAGCCCAUGCAAAAAUCAUAUCAAUUGAUCUGUCUGAGGCCCUUGAACUACCGGGGGUGGUUGAUGUGAUAAGAGCUGAGGAUAUUCCAGGCACCAACGGUGCUGAAGGUGACAAGUUGUUGGCUGUAGAUGAGGUACUUUGCGUGGGCCAGAUCAUCUGUGCUGUGGUUGCAGAAACAGAUGUACAGGCAAAGCGUGCAAGUGAAAAGAUAAAGAUAACCUAUGAAGAGCUGGAGCCUGUAAUUGUCACCAUCGAGGAUGCCAUAAAACACAACUCAUUUCUGUGCCCUGAAAAAAAACUUGAACAAGGAAACAUGGAGGAGGCAUUUGAAAACGUCGAUCAAAUUGUUGAAGGAGAGGUCCACGUGGGCGGACAGGAACACUUUUACAUGGAAACGCAGAGAGUGCUUGUUAUUCCAAAGACCGAGGACAAAGAACUGGACAUUUAUGUGUCAACACAGGAUCCAGCCCACGUGCAGAAAACGGUGUCCUCUACUUUAAACAUCCCCAUCAACAGGAUCACCUGUCAUGUAAAACGAGUAGGUGGAGGUUUUGGCGGGAAGGUGGGAAGACCAGCUGUAUUCGGGGCUAUUGCUGCUGUGGGCGCCAUCAAAACUGGUCACCCCAUCCGUCUUGUUCUUGAUCGCGAAGAUGAUAUGUUAAUAACUGGGGGAAGACAUCCAUUAUUUGGAAAAUAUAAAGUGGGAUUCAUGAACAGCGGGCGAAUCAAAGCUCUGGACAUUGAGUGCUUCAUUAACGGAGGGUGCAUGCUGGAUGACUCGGAGCAGGUGACAGAAUUUCUUAUACUGAAGCUGGAAAAUGCAUAUAAAAUCCGCAACCUCCGACUCCGGGGCCGUGCGUGCCUGACACAUUUACCAUCCAACACGGCCUUUCGUGGAUUUGGCUUCCCGCAAGGAACCCUGGUGACAGAAUCCUGCAUCACAGCUGUGGCAGCCAAAUGUGGCCUUCUGCCAGAAGAGGUUAGGGAGAAAAACAUGUACAAAACAGUUGAUAAAACCAUCUACAAACAAGCGUUCAGCCCUGAGACCCUAAUAAGAUGUUGGAACGAAUGUCAGGACACGUCCUCCUUUCCCAGCCGAAGAAUACAAGUGGAGGAAUUCAAUAAGAAGAACUACUGGAAGAAGAGAGGCAUUGCUAUGAUCCCCAUGAAGUUUUCAGUUGGCUUUGCUGCAUCAAGCUAUCAUCAGGCAGCUGCACUGGUUCAUAUCUACACUGAUGGGUCUGUAUUGGUCACACAUGGAGGCAACGAACUGGGACAAGGUAUUCACACCAAAAUGCUACAGGUGGCCAGCCGUGAGUUAAGAAUACCCAUGUCUUAUCUGCACAUCUGUGAAACAAGUACAGCCACGGUGCCUAAUACAAUUGCUACAGCAGCAUCCAUCGGCUCAGAUGUCAACGGCAGAGCCGUGCAGAAUGCUUGUCAGAUUCUUCUGAAACGCCUUGAGCCCGUCAUUAAGAAAAAUCCAGAAGGCACCUGGGAAGACUGGAUCGAAGCUGCUUUUGAACAAAGAAUCAGUCUUUCAGCCACUGGAUACUUCAGGGGCUACAAGGCCUUCAUGGACUGGGAGAAGGGAGAGGGAGACCCUUUUCCCUACUAUGUCUAUGGAGCAGCCUGUUCUGAGGUUGAAAUUGACUGCCUGACAGGAGCUCACAAGAAAAUCAGAACGGACAUCGUCAUGGAUGCCUGUUGUAGUCUAAAUCCAGCCAUUGAUAUUGGGCAGAUUGAAGGUUCAUUUAUUCAGGGAAUGGGCCUCUAUACCACUGAAGAGCUGAAAUAUUCCCCAGAAGGUGUCCUGUACUCUCGAGGCCCAGAUGCGUACAAAAUUCCAACCAUCACUGACGUCCCUCAAGAGUUUAAUGUCUCCCUGCUGCCAUCAUCACAAACCCCAUUAACCAUCUAUUCAUCCAAGGGCCUGGGGGAGUCCGGGAUGUUCCUGGGGUCAUCUGUGUUCUUCGCCAUCACUGAUGCUGUGGCUGCAGCCCGCAGAGAAAGAGACCUAGCUGAGGACUUCAUAGUGAAGAGCCCAGCGACCCCAGAAUGGGUUCGAAUGGCCUGUGCAGAUCGAUUCACGGAGAUGAUCCCAAGAGAUGACCCUACAACAUUUAAACCCUGGUCUAUCCCUGUAGCAUAAGGCUGCUGUCAUUUCCUAAAAGGUAUUUCACAAAUGAAAAGAUGGCUUAUUCAUCCUAACUGGACUCCAAACUGAUAUUCUUAUCUUAUACAGUAUAAGAAUUUAACAUUUAAAUAUAAAACACUUUAAGUAUUUUAAUGAUUUAGAAACAUUCAUCAGGUCUGAUUACAUCAACACAAUGAAUCAACACUUACAAAUGACUUAUACUUUCUAGCCUAGAGGCCAUCAGACAAACACUGCAAUAGUCACAGCAAGCAGUGAAAUGCUGAUUUGUUUCUGAAUAGAUCAUGCAAACAUUGCUGUGAAGGCAAAUGUUUCCUUUGCGUGUCCAUCCAAUCUAACUGAACUAGUCAUACAGGUUACAAUCCUAAAAUGAAAGACUUCUUAGUAGGUUAACUUGUGAUUACUCUUCCCAGGGAUGUGUUUGAUUCAGUGGCCACAGGUAGGGACACUCCGAAAGUUCUAAAGGUUUGGUACCGUUUGGUUUUGUUUUUACUAUGGAGUAGCUAUGGGUCUGUGUAUGUGCAUUUGACAGCAAAGGAGUAUGUUCCUUGUGUCGGUCAGCUGUUCAACAGGUUAACAUUCAUCUGGAAUUUGGAGGGGAGAAGCAGUGUAAAAACAUUUUUGAUAUAUUAUCACAAACACUUUUUAAAAAACAUUGUUUAUAAAAAAAAAAAAAAAUCCAGGAGUUCCUGCUGUGGUGUAGCAGGUUAAG